AAAAUGACCAGAAAGCUACCUCCGAUUUCUCAGCCUCAACCCCGGGCUCCAUUUCUUUCUGUUCGUUCCCGUGCUCGUGUUCCAGCCCUCCUUCCUUCCCUUACUCCUAAAACUUCCUGCCGUAAGCCUCCUCUCCAGGGCCAUCCACGUUGUUCAGUCUUCCAACCUACCCGUUUGCCCCAGCUGACUGAAGUCGCCCCUUCCCAGUACCCUACCUCCCUGAACUCCCUGUCCAGCUCUUCCUCUGUUAAUUCCAGAGCAUCUGUGUGCCAGCGCCCUACUCGUAAGUCACCCCUUUCCCAGUUCCCCCUAUCUUUCCCCCUCACCCUUCUCAUAGCCCUUCUUACUAGUCCCCCGUACCCUAGUCCCCACCCCCUAUCCAGCCACCCACAACCAGACCUGACGGAUUACAAAUCUCACCCUGGAGAGAUGGUUUCCCUCCUACUGGGGCAGUUCUCAGGUGGUUCAGAAUUGCCGAGACAGUGGAUUCCCAGCAGUGACCUGGUGGACACAGGGAAUCCAAGACCAUGGCAAGCGAACACUGGGCCUGGCCUGCGCCUUUCCUCUCCUGCUUGGGCCGCCAGACUGCACAAGCCUCUGCAUUUGAACUGGUUUCUCCACUGAACUUGGUCUGUAACCACAGAGCAAACUGCAGGACCGGGGCAGAGAAGGUAGAGGAAUGAAGAGCAUCGAAUCUGUUAUCAAGGAGGGAAGUGAUUGGCCAACGUGAGGUCCAGUUCUAUGUGCUUUAUCUUUUUGGUCUGCAACUUGAUGGCAAGCCUUUUUCCUGGCAGUAUCCAGAGACGGUUCUAGUAACGAGGCUGUGUUCGGAGGUGCCAGAGUGCUAUCAUAGGAAUGCUGUUGCCUGGAGAAUAGUAGGGUGCCGUUGCCUGGAAGUGAUUGGCCAACCUGAGGUCCCGUUCUAUGUGCAUUGUCUUUUGGGUCUGUGACUUGAUGACAAGCCUUUUUCCUGGCAGUAUCCAGAGGCGGUUCUCAUAACCAGGCUGGGUUCGGGGAGACCAGAGCGGUAUCCUAGGAAGGCUGUUGCCUGGAGACGGAGAGGAACACCAUUGCCUAGAGACAGCGGAAGGCCCGAGGCCAAGCAAGCGGUGAGAGGACACAGAGGGCACCGGACCCACUGAGCAGCUCCAAGGCCAUGGCGGGACGCCUGAAGGAGAGGGUGGUCACAGAUGAGGUCCAUCAGAACCAGAUCUUGCGGGAGCUGUACCUCAAAGAGUUGCGAACCCAGAAACUCUACACACAGUACCACGUGAAUCCCCUGCGCAAGGUUCACAGGAUUACGAGGAAGCCCAUGUCUUGGCAUGAUAACCUGGAGGAGCCUGCAGAUGCCAGGUUUCUGAAUCUCAUUCACCACGCUGCCCAGGGGCCAAGGAAGAAGUACCCGGAGGCACAGACUGAAAACCAGGAAAUUGGGUGGGACUCAGAGCCCUUGAUCGACCCAGAACGCAGUGACCACAGGCUGAACUACUUCAGGGUCUACAAUGACAUCACUCUGUACAAAGCCAAAAUGUGGAGCUUGGGAGAAGAUGAUCGCCACAAGUAGCAUCUCAGCGGUGGAGUCAGUCCCUGGAAUUAAUGUCCUAAGUAUCCACUGCCUAGAAAAGUAAAUAUUUUAAACCCCCCCACCCCCUCUUCCAAAAUUCAUGGAUAAUGGCAAAAAUUAGGAAGCAUGAAAAAUAUGCAGAAGAAGGAAAUAAAAACUGACAUUAUCUCACCAUAUGGAAGUGACUAAUGUUAGCACUUUAAACAUUUUGUUUUUAAAAUUGACAAUAAAUUGCAUAUGUUUAU
Molecule: messenger RNA, 1809 nt
Organism: Cebus imitator (Panamanian white-faced capuchin)
Lineage: Eukaryota; Metazoa; Chordata; Mammalia; Primates; Cebidae
Product: protein FAM183BP
Exons: 1
Coding region: 1157-1564 (135 amino acids)
Cellular component (GO): ciliary base
Source: RefSeq, a predicted model, not a curated record